Molecule: messenger RNA, 2022 nt
Organism: Gigantopelta aegis
Lineage: Eukaryota; Metazoa; Mollusca; Gastropoda; Neomphalida; Peltospiridae
Exons: 9
Coding region: 214-1848 (544 amino acids)
Source: RefSeq, a predicted model, not a curated record
UCAGCACUUUUGUUUACAUUGUAAAUAUUCCCGCAAACAAAAGCCUCGCGCCACUUGGCGGAGAAAAAAACAAGAAGGUUACAUGUCACGUGGCUUGUUAGUCAUGUGACUUGUGGACCGUCUGUAUGACUAUAACGUUGACGUUGUGGGAAGGAAAAGGUUUUAAAAGUGACAUAUUUUCUCCAUGUACAAGCAGUGUCGGGAAGAAAGGACAUGGAGAAGCCACUUUUGCUCUUGAUAUUUACAACAUGGAUACAUUAUUCGUUUCAGUAUUCCAAGUCUGAAGCAGCUAGCCGCCAUGCCUGCUCGGACGCGAAGAAAGCUUGGGACAUGGAUGCCUGUUUAGCGUCCAUCAAGCAAGAAGUGGAGGAUCCCAACGCGUUCUGGUUCGGCUCCAGCUACGGAGGGGACUGCCGCUCGCACUCCGAGUUCAGCACCGACUGCUACAACCCCCGGUCCGCUGACGUCGACAGCGUGGUGUCGCGGGUGUUCGAACCAGGAUCCUACGACAGCAAACAGAUCGACAAGUUUCUGGAGGUCACCUACAUAUCACAGCCAGGGCGUUACCGAGGGUGCGGCAACGAGUUCGUUGUGCCCAACUCGAAACUGAUCAAGGUGGAUCCACUGUCUCCCAUUUCCUACACCCCGUACGAGCUCAAAGACCGACCCGAAUUCCGAUGGGAGGCGGAAAGUAACGAGCUGUACACGCUUGUCUUCUACGACGUAGGCUACCAGACGAUACAGGCGUUGUACGUCAAUAUCAAGGGAGAUAAUAUAUCUACAGCCGAGGUAAUACAACGUUAUGAAGGUCCACUCAACCCGACAGGAAAAGACAACCCGUACAUGUUUCUACUCUUCAAACAAAAGGGAUACAUAAAAAUGUCAGCGAAAUGGAGGAGGAAAUUUUAUUACGCAGCAAGCCCGUUUCAUUUUGGAGAUUUUAAAAAGAGUUUUAACAUGACAGGUCCUGUGGCACUGAGUCUCAUCCGGGUAACUGGAGACCCGUAUGCAGCCGAUAUCGCCCGCCAUCUUGGUUACAUGAACACGUGUCCUGCAUUUAUUAGCAAAGAUCUAAAGAAGAAAUCGAUCAAGUUUCUUCCUGACGACAACGAGUACCGACCUCAGCUUAGCGUGUACCUCAACGUGACCUUCAAAACGGAGAGCAUCACCUUCAACUCCUGCUGCAGCAUCUUCUCUGUUCCGGGGAGAGAACUCUGCGUGAAUCCGCUUGGCAAUGCGGGUGUCGAGUCUGUGUAUGCUCGGAAUGGGCCAGUGGUCGAACUCUCCAUGGCAACGGCGUUUCCCAGCUUAAUCAGAGACUUCAAAGACAAGAUCCUCACACUGGCGCUGAUCGACCCCGACGUCCCGUUUGAGGAGUUCGGGAACGCGGAACUGCCCUUCAUCCACUGGCUCGUGGUCAAUAUCUAUUCAGGGCGGGUCCACGACGGACAGGAGGUUCUCUCGUACAUCGGACCGACCCCACCUCCCGGCAACCCUCACACUUACUACUUCAUGAUUUUUGAACAGAAUUAUGAGCUGGAUCCGAAGGAAGUUGCCGAAUACGGCCAAACCAAUUGCUCGUCCGUCUUCAAAGGAAGAUGUCGCUUCUCCGUGAACGACCUCGUGAUCAACCACGGGCUGAAGCUGACCGGAGCGAGCUGGUUCAUCACGGAAAAUGACGAGUUCGUCCGACAUGUUUACGUCAACCUCGGCAUGCCUCGCUGUCAGAUCUGCAAGGACGUGCCGCAGUUUGCAUAUCCGUGUCCCUACUCGAACAGUGCCUACGUAGUACCCAGCGUCGUUUUAAGUGUCGUCAUCUUUCUGCUGACGUCAUCAUUCCAUGCUUGAAAAGGAGGACUUGACUUUUAAUUGAGUUUUAAAUUACUUCACCCUAAAAACUCAUUUGUAUAAUAGUUCCUUGUUAGCAGUGUUAUUCUAUACUGAUGGAAAGAAAUAAAGGAUCACACAGAUAGCAAAACACGAAAUAAUGACUGCAUCAAAAAUCAAUUAAUAUUUUCAGAA